Messenger RNA from Pieris rapae (cabbage white), 354 nucleotides. The record is from the annotation of a RefSeq genome assembly. NCBI's taxonomy places the organism in Eukaryota, Metazoa, Arthropoda, Insecta, Lepidoptera, Pieridae.
AUUAAAAUUAUAUUUCUUAUAUCAACUAUUUUUUUUUUAAUCUCUAAUAUAUUUAUUAUAAUUUCAUCAAUUUUAUCAAAAAAAACAAAUUUAGAUCGAGAAAAAUGUUCACCAUUUGAAUGUGGGUUUGACCCUAAAUGUUUACCGCGAAUUCCAUUUUCUUUACAUUUCUUUUUAAUCACUGUAAUCUUCUUAAUUUUUGAUGUUGAAAUUGCUUUAAUUUUCCCAAUUAUCCCAUCUUUUUAUAUAACAAAUAUAUUUAUUUGAUUUAAAACAAGAAUUUUUUUUUUAAUUAUAUUAUUAUUAGGUCUUUAUCAUGAAUGAAAUCAAAAAAUACUAAAUUGAACAUAUUAG